CUUUACGCCCACAAACAAACAUAAUGGACAGUAGUCUUCUCUGCCCGAUAUUAAUUAUUAUUUCUUGCUCCUUGCAAGAAAUAAAUCUCUUGUUAUUGUUAUAUUAUAUACAUCUCCCUCUCUGCUUAACUCUUAUCCAUAUUGUUAUUUGGCAAGUUAGAACUUCUCCUCAUCCAUGGCGUUCAUCAAACUAAAUCUCAACGUAGACGCCAACAGUUGCCUGAGCGGGCUGUGGGCAUCACUGCAAUUGGGCAGGCCAAAAUCUGGCAUCAAGAAAUUGGAAAAGGAAAUGGCAAGAUUGAAAGGCAAACGGGACGACAUCAAGAACCAGAUCGGCGAGGCGGAGCGUGAGGGGAAGAUUUCGACUAACGAAGUGGACCAGUGGCUACGGGAGGUGGAGGAAUUGGAAGGCCAAGUGGCUGAUAUCAACCAGGAUUUCCAAAGCAUGAGUUGCUUCAAUUGCAAUUGCUUUAAUCAAACUGGCAGCACGUCGAGUCAAACACAACUAGCAGGAGAUCAGAUCCUUAUCAGAGAGUCAUCAAACUGCUGCUCCAUCAUCCGAAAAGUGGCGAAGAAGCUCGGCGAGGCUAAUGAAUUGAUGAGCCGAGCUGGCGCACUGGAUCCGAUUGCCACAGUUGCGCUUCCAGAACCCACCGUGAUGCUUUCCAUGUCACACCGACCGCCUGUUGGGAUCGAGUCGUAUGUGAAGGAGACUGUGGGCUACAUCGAUGGUGGAAAAGACAUCAUAGGCAUCUACGGAAUGGGUGGUGUCGGCAAGACCACCAUGUUGAAGAGCAUCCAGAGAUACUAUUCUAAUCAUAGAUUAUUUGAUCUUGUCAUUUGGGUUGUGGCCUCCAAAGACUGCCAAUUGAAAAAGCUUCAAAUGGAUAUCGCUAAGAGUCUAGAACUGAACACACUGCAGAAGAGUGACGACGAACCAACUUGUGGUGACAAGCUGUUUAAGUACUUGAAGAACCGGAACUGUUUGUUGCUUCUGGAUGACAUUUGGGAACAUCUGGAUCUUCAACUGUUGGGGAUGGCACACUCAGCUACUAAGCAAGGCCAGCAGCAGCAGCAACAGGGGCAGCAACAGCAGCAGCCGCGCAAAGCCGUCGUGUUCACAACCCGCAGUGAGACAUUGUGUGGGCGAAUGAAAGCAGAAAAGAAGAUCAAAGUCAAAUGCCUGGAUCCAAAUCAAGCAUGGCAACUCUUUAAGGAGAAUAGCGACGAGGAUGUUCUCAGCUCAGAUAGAGGAAUCAAUUCCUGUGCUCAAGACCUUGCUAAAGAAUGUGCAGGUCUUCCGCUCGCUCUUAUCACCGUCGCCCGGGCCAUGUCAGGGAAAAAGUCUUGGGAAGUUUGGAAGGAGGCUCUCCAUCAAAUAAGGGAUGAACAUGAAUGGACAACCGUAUGUCUUCCUGAAGAUUCAAUUGUAAUGUAUAAAGCCUUCAAGCUGAGCUACGACAGUUUAGAAAAUGACUCGAUAAAAGAAUGCCUUUUGUGUUGCGCUUUGUGGCCUGAGGAUUAUGAGAUCCACAAAUUUAAGGAGUUGAUACCAUGUUGGAUAGGUUGUGGCAUAAUCUGUGAAUUUAAUGUAAUCAAUGAAGCUUUUGCCAAAGGAUGCUCCUAUUUGGAAACUCUCAUGGCUGCAUCCUUGCUAGAGCGCUCCUCUAGACCACAUAAUUAUUACGAGGCUGAUCAUGUGAAGAUGCAUGAUAUCAUCCGAGACAUGGCGCUAUUGAUGGUCUCUGAGUUAAAGGGGAACGAAAGGAAAUGGAUUGUAAAAGCAGGAAUUGGUUUGCAUAAUUUGCCUAGACAAGAGGAAUGGCAGGAGGCAGAGCGAGCAUCAUUCAUGAAGAAUCGCAUUCUAUCUUUACCAGAGUACAAAGCUUCAACUUUUUCAGAACUUUCCAUAUUGAUUCUCCAAUACAAUCACCUGACAACGAUUCCUCCGAGUUUGUCCGCAAGCAUGCCUCAUUUAACAUACUUGGAUCUCUCCAACUGUGAUAUAAAGGAGCUUCCAACGGAGAUUGGUAGCUUAACUGAACUUCAAUAUUUAAACCUGUCCUAUACUGAUAUUAGAAGUCUGCCGCUCGAGUUUGGUUGCCUCGGCAAAUUGAAGUACUUGCUUCUAAGGGAUACAUAUUUUAAGACGGUACCCAAUGGGGUAAUUUCCAAUUUACCAAUGCUCAAGUGGUUGGACAUAACACAACAGUUUCCUGUGUGUGAGCAAUGGUGGGAUGAGUUGGUACGUUUCAAAGGACGCCACCAAUUAAGUCUGGGAAUUGCCAUUUAUGCAGCUAACCUCGAAAGUCUGAACGUGUUACCAAAUGUUUCCGUAUGGAACCUCACUAUGAGCGGAUUAAGUUCAGAAUUCCAGAUGUUACAAUGGAGUCACAGAUUAAGUGACAACCUCGAGUGUCUAACUAUUGCAAAUGUCCGGGGAGACAAAUUAAUGAUGAAUGCAAGCGUGGACUGUGAAUCGAGUUUCAGAUGUUUGAAGACUCUCAUUUUUGAUAGAAUAGAAGAACUUGAAAAAAGUUGGUUGAAUGGUAUUGGGUUCGACAACCUCCGCGACCUAUACAUCAAUUGUUGUUACAAGUUGAAAAAUGUUUCUUGGGUUCUCCAGCUCCCAUGCCUUAAUCUUCUAGACAUAUCAGAUUGUUGGGAAAUGGAGGAACUAAUAAGUAAUAUUGAGAACUCCAAUUCUAAUUUUGGCAUCAAGAUGCUGACUUUGUGUCACAUGAAAAAGCUGCAUCGCAUUGCACACCAACCGCUCUGUUUUUCCUACUUGGAAUAUAUGCGUGUGCACGAUUGCCCAAGGCUCCAAAAAUUACCAUUUGGGGUUGAAAUAUUGAAAAGCAGAUUAAAAGAGAUUGAAGGUGAUCGAACUUGGUGGGACAACUUGGAUUGGGAUGAUGAGAGCACUAAAGAUUCCCUCACCCCUUAUUUUAGGGAUUGAUUUCACAAGCUCAAUGAUUGUGUGACUUUAAAGACAAAACUUGAAUCUCUCGGCUCGGAUUGAUGAUCAAUUUCAAGAAGAAGCUUGGGCUUUUGGGGCAUGGAGAUGUUCGCUAUUUUGUCUCCUCCAAUAACAGUCAUGCUAUUUUUUGCUUUCAUAAUAUUUUUGUCUGAUUAUUCUUACUUUUGUAUGAAUAAAUUUAUUUUCUUCUGUUGAUUUUAACUAUGGGAUAAACACAUACGAAGUCUCCUUUAUUA
Zingiber officinale is the source of this 3216-nucleotide messenger RNA. RefSeq names its product probable disease resistance protein At1g61190. The record is from RefSeq and is a predicted model, not a curated record. Lineage: Eukaryota; Viridiplantae; Streptophyta; Magnoliopsida; Zingiberales; Zingiberaceae. Gene Ontology annotation, molecular function: ADP binding; protein binding; ATP hydrolysis activity. The transcript is spliced from 3 exons. Bases 176 to 2959 code for a protein of 927 amino acids.